CGCCCGCCCUGGAGGGGGCGAGGCGGGAAGGAGCCUCCCCGCGAGCACUGCUUUCCGCUUCCGGCGCGCGGUGCACGGCGGGAAACCGGAGGAGGCCAUUAGGGGCUGCGCGCGGGCCGGGGCUGAGGCGGUUGCGGGCGGUGUAGCGCUGCAGCUCUGCAGACAUGUCGAUUGGAGUGCCUAUUAAAGUCCUGCACGAGGCGGAAGGCCAUAUCGUGACAUGUGAGACCAACACAGGAGAAGUCUACCGGGGCAAGCUUAUCGAAGCUGAAGACAACAUGAACUGUCAGAUGUCUAACAUAACAGUGACGUACAGAGAUGGGCGAGUGGCACAGCUUGAACAGGUGUACAUCAGAGGUAGCAAGAUACGGUUCCUCAUUUUACCAGAUAUGCUGAAGAAUGCUCCUAUGCUGAAGAGUAUGAAGAAUAAAAACCAGGGUUCUGGGGCUGGGCGAGGAAAAGCAGCUAUUCUUAAAGCUCAAGUGGCUGCAAGAGGAAGAGGCCGUGGUAUGGGCCGUGGCAACAUUUUCCAGAAGCGAAGAUAAUUUUGGUCUUGAUCAACAGGCUUUUCUUAUUAAGGGGUGUUAACUUGACUACAUGUGCAUCAGUAUAAGUUUUGUUUGUUUAAAUAAAUAUUUCUGACAAAAAAGUUGUCUGUUCUUGUAUGACAGAACUCCUCUUGGACACAUCCAAGUUCUGGCUUCUUUUUAUAGCUGGGAAAUAUACUGUAGGUUGUUAUGAGACUUGUAACUGCUUUGUCUGUAAAGUAGAGGACUUGGUACUUAGAUUUGACUUCAUUGUAUCUUUUUGUAUUAUGGAUUGAGUUUUAAAAGAUCAUCUUACUUCCUUUCUCUUGCUAAAUUCUAUUGUCAUUCUCUCCCUAAAGCAAAACUAGGAAGCAUUCUUGAUGAUGAAUUUUUAAAUCUUGUGUUUUAAAGUCUUAUUAGCUGCUGCAUUUUUGGAGCAUACAGCCAGAGGCAACUUCCUGAGAAGCAAAGUGCUACUUUCUCUUGCUUCAUAUGGACCUACAAUGUAUAGGUCUGUGUUGAGAGCUGUAUGUUGAGCUUGUAUUCCUGUAUUUCAUAUUUUUUCCCUUUUGGAUGCAGGGAAAAUUUUUCACUUGGAAUGUGCAUAACUUAAAUAUUUGGUAGGCUAUUCUAGCCUUAGGUCAAAGAUUCAAUUCUAACACUUCUGGUAGUUUGUUUGUUUUUCAUCCCUCUACCUGGGGAGUGAAGUUUAUUAACAGAAUAUAAAAUACUUAUUUGAGGACAAAUUUGAAAUGUUUUGUGAAGCUGAAAGCUAGUGUGGGUGUAUAGGGGAAGGGUUGUAUUAACGGUUAUCCAUUAAAUAUGACUGUACAAAGACUAAUCUUUUGAACAAGACCCGGGACUGAUCCUAGCUUCAGUCCUAACACUCAUGCAUCACCAUACAGAUCACUAGGUGAUCUGCAGGCAACAAAACUUCAUUAAAGUUUUAGCUUAUUUUGCUGAAAUAUGGUGUGGUUGUUCUUAUUGCUGACUUAAAUGGCUGAAAUGUUUAAAUUCAACACUCCUGUACCUAAUCUACUUAUGUGAUGAAUUAUCAGUCUGUGCAUGUGUCAGAUACCUGUUCUUGCUCUUCUGCUCUGAUGCUGUAAAGACUUUCCCUUGUGUGCAGACAUGGAAGUUCAGCUAAUGCAUUAACUUGCUGCAUUGUCUGUAAAUAAAGCAUUGAGCACUGAUUAUUAGAAAAACCUUGAUAAAUUUC
Dromaius novaehollandiae (emu) is the source of this 1746-nucleotide messenger RNA. RefSeq names its product small nuclear ribonucleoprotein D3 polypeptide (gene SNRPD3). The coding region runs from base 165 to 545 and encodes 126 amino acids. Lineage: Eukaryota; Metazoa; Chordata; Aves; Casuariiformes; Dromaiidae. Gene Ontology annotation, cellular component: catalytic step 2 spliceosome; spliceosomal tri-snRNP complex; U1 snRNP. The transcript has 4 exons. Gene Ontology annotation, molecular function: RNA binding. Gene Ontology annotation, biological process: spliceosomal snRNP assembly; RNA processing. The record is from RefSeq and is a predicted model, not a curated record.